GUUACAUAAAGUGUUGUGACAGGUCUCGUAUUUUGUCAGUUGGAUUUUUAUUUUAUCUAUGUAAGUAUCGUGUAAUGAAUUGAGUGAUUGAAGAAACAAAGCAAAGAGAAGUUUAAAGAAGUUGAUGAAGAUAAACUCAACAUGUGGAAACAUUCAAAACUCUUCAAUUGCGAAUGGUUGUUUAUGCAGAUAAUUGUCAGUAUCCGUCUGAAUGAAGCAGCACUAUGCACUGAUUGUUCAAAUACAUUACUUGAAAGAGGAAGCAAGAACAUCACAUAUGGACCAAGUGAUAAAUACAACUGCUGGUGUGAUUCGACAAUACCAACAAGUAUGGACACAGAUCAUGAAACUGCAGUUGUUCUGUUGUUGCAAAAUGUUUCACUGCCGAUGACUAAUGGUACUGGGAGCACAGACUGCUCUGGAGAAAUCAGAUUCCCAAGCACUUAUGGAUACAAAUGUGAAUUUUCAAGCAAUUACUGCCUUGCAUUCGCAACUGAAUCAACCAUUUGCAACAUCAACAAAAUCAGAGAGAAAAUUCCAGUUGCAAAUCCCACCUGUGAUUCAAUCAUUCCAUGGAAUGAAGCUGGAGGAAGCCCAUACAAGAUACAAUACUAUGCAGGAAAACUUGCUGGUUACACAAAAUACUUUACAAUUCAAUAUCUUGUAAUAAAUUGCAAAUCUCUAACAACAACCACACCUGCUCUAUCCACAGCAUCUGAGCAAGAAUCAACAACAACGAAAGAAACAUCUCAUACAAAAUAUACUUCAUCUCUCGUGAAGCAAUAUUCUGACACAACUACUGAAUCAACCUCAACAUCUGACAACAUCCAAUGUCCCAGUGAAUGCAACAGCACUGAAACAUCACUGAUCAUUGCUAUUCCAGUAUCAGGAAUUAUGGGUUUGAUCAUUGGAGUUUUCUUGAUGUUCAUAAUACUAAGGUAUUGCAACAACAACAAUAACAAGAAGAAACCAAAGAACAAGGAUUCAAUGGAAAUGGGAAGCAUUCAACAUCAGCAGCCAACUGUCCAUGAACGAACCGCAUAUGAAAACUACACACUACAAACAACAGAUGAAAGUGGAUAUGAAGUUCCGAUUCCAGUUGAUAACAAAAAUGAACAAAGUGGAUAUGAAGUUCCGAUUCAAGUUGAUAACAAGAAUGAACAGCAAUAUGAGGUUAUGAGAAGCGGAGCAGAAUAUCAAUAUGAAAAUUAACAGCUCGGACAGAUCUUUUACGCAGUCACAAAAUUAUGCCACAAAAAUGUUGGAAAAAAAAAUGAACUAAACUCUGAUCAGCUGUAAAUGCAUCUGUAAUAUAUUGAUCAGCCUCAUUUAACAUAUAUUAUAUUAAUUUAAUAUUAUC
Messenger RNA from Styela clava, 1360 nucleotides. RefSeq lists its product as uncharacterized. Lineage: Eukaryota; Metazoa; Chordata; Ascidiacea; Stolidobranchia; Styelidae. The record is from RefSeq and is a predicted model, not a curated record.